Cladophialophora psammophila CBS 110553 is the source of this 1092-nucleotide messenger RNA. RefSeq lists its product as uncharacterized. Gene Ontology annotation, molecular function: structural constituent of ribosome. Bases 1 to 1092 code for a protein of 363 amino acids. NCBI's taxonomy places the organism in Eukaryota, Fungi, Ascomycota, Eurotiomycetes, Chaetothyriales, Herpotrichiellaceae. Gene Ontology annotation, cellular component: mitochondrial large ribosomal subunit. The transcript is spliced from 5 exons. The record is from RefSeq and is a predicted model, not a curated record.
AUGUCUCCUCGAUCCAGGGGUGCACGGCGCGUCGCUGAUAUUUUCGCAUCUCCGCCAAUCCACCACGUCUGUCCUUCAUGUCUACAGACUCUAUCGAAACGGACCUAUGCGUCUGCAGCAACCGCCAAAGCCAGCCUUGAAUCGCAGUCUCCGUCUAUCACCCAACUGUCCUCGUCAGGGCCUGAAGCGUCCCUGUCGCCACAACCACUUUACACAAUCAAAGCCGGGAUUGUCCUUUCUCGCCCGCCCCUGAUCACGCCAGACCCUCACCCCUUCGAAACCGCCUUUCAUCUCUAUCAACGUCGUCUGAACGAACGCCUCGUGUUACCUUUCACGCAGUACUUCUACUACCGCCGCAACACGCCCGCAUUUGAACAUUGGCGCAAACACCGCCGCGAGCGAGGCGGCGCCGCAACGCGCGACAUCGGGAAGUAUAACGCGUACAGUCCGGACGCGUGGAAUGAUGAAGUCCUGGUCGACGAUGAGACCGGGAAGCCGGAGAAGAUUUUAGAGCAGCUCGUCUCCGAAGAGGGCAGAGCUGAUGAGUUCACUGGGAAAGGGGACCCCAGGUUUGCAGGCCUAAGAAGGCAUACGGAGGCGGAUGAGAAGAACGAUCAGAGGAGCCUUGAGAGGAGGCUGCAGAGGACAUUGUACCUGUUGGUCAAGUUAAAGAACAAGGGCGGGCAAGCAAAAGAGAAGGCGGCGGAUGAGAACAGUGAAACAUGGUUAUGGAAGUUUCCCUCUGGGCCGGUUGUUGGUUUUGAAGGAUUGAAAGAGGCCGCGCAACGCAUUCUCUUCAGCUCACUAGGCCCUAACAUGAACACCUUUUUUGUUGGCAACCACCCUGUUGGCCACUACUCGACACCCCUCAAGCAAGACCUUGCCGCAACACAGACCAUAGUCGACGGUGAAAAAACAUUCUUCAUGAAAGCGCGGAUCAUGGCUGGCCAAGCCGACGAUAAAAAGGGUGUCUUCGUAGAUAUGGGACUGGAUGAGAUUGAAGAUUUCAAAUGGUUGAGUAAAGAUGAGGUGGAGGAGCAUGUGCAUCCAGAUUAUUGGGUGAGGGUGAAGAACAUGCUUGUUGCACAGUAA